This is a messenger RNA of Leguminivora glycinivorella, 1528 nucleotides long. RefSeq lists its product as uncharacterized. The record is from RefSeq and is a predicted model, not a curated record. Bases 101 to 721 code for a protein of 206 amino acids. The transcript has 5 exons. NCBI's taxonomy places the organism in Eukaryota, Metazoa, Arthropoda, Insecta, Lepidoptera, Tortricidae.
UGUAGCAAAUUUACAGUUUUUUAACGGCAAACAUUGUUUUCAUACAAUGUUUGCUUAAUAGCUUGCAAUCACAAUGUAAUUUUGUGCAUUUGGGUCAGAUAUGGAAGUUGAUAGUGAUGUCUUACUAAAUCAAAUUAGUCUUAAACAUGAGAAUGCAGCAAACAGUAGUUAUGUAACGGUGGACAGCCAAGACGACUUCCGCUUGCGGUUGCGUGCGCUGAUCGUGGCAUUGCUGGGCCUCUCCAUGUCGGCGUGCGCGCUCGCGGCGCAGCCCGUGGAGCUGGAGCUGGACGAUGACGACGUCUUGCAGAGACUCAACAACGUGAGCUUCGCGAGGCGGAUAACAAAGCCAACAAUACGCCUUGUGUUGGGCUAUGGGAAACUAAGCGCUUUGGUCACCGUCAUAAGCUCGCUGUUGUUACUAGUAGCUGUUAUGUCGAAGCAAUCGUGGUGGCGCCGAGGCGCUCGGUGGCUAGCGGCGCCAGCUCUAUUGGUGAUUGCGCUGGAAACUGCGUCGGACGCUGGCGACACCAUGCUGGCCGCAGCCCUACGCGGCGCGGCCGAGCCCGCCAAACUGGCUGGUCAAACCCUGGCUGCCACCAUGCUCAUCACCAUCGAGAUACUCGUCUGGUAUUUCAUCGCCAAAUUCUUCGAACACAACCCUCAGACUGAAAUAAUUGAAUCAGAAAAAAACAUCCCAUUAAAAGCCAUCGAGCUAUAAGCACAAAGACAGUGUCUACUUUUCUUGUAACUAAUUAGUGCUACAGUUUAAAGUAUUGUAGUAAAUAAAAUUGGUAUUCAAAUGACGUGAAACCACGUCGAUAAAACUGCUGAUGACACACGCACUUAGUCGUGCCAAGGUAGGUUGGCAGCAAUUUUGCCUUCUUGCUGGCAGCAAAAUAGCUUCAUCUGUGCGAGGGUUAAGUAAACGUCAUAAUCUCACAGAAGUUUGAAGUUUCAAAUAACAUUUGCACCGGGGGGCUAACAAAAUCAAGCCUAAUAUGAGUCAAAUUAUUUUUAAUGACUUCUAUAAUUACACUAAACGUUUUCUACAUCUCAACGUACGGAGCCUUAUACACAGAAUAACAUUUUUGAUAUCAUCAUAUUAAACUGGAAUGCACCAGCCACCGUGUUUCAAAACAAGUGCAUAAUUAAAAUUGUACAUGACUUAGAAAUAAACCUUGUUUUAUGCUUUUAUUUGUCGUUUCUUUGGUGGCCCAUUUGUUGACAGAGUUGGUCAGACUAUUAGUAAGUAUUUACAUAACGGCUUGGGCCUUCUAUUUUUUAUUGCGAAAUAUUAACAGAAACUAAAACAAUCAUGUUAAGGGUCUAAGGUGCAUUAGGUAGGGUAAUUCCGAAAAAUUCGCAUAAAAAUCACCAUUAGUUCCAUCAUAUCAAGAUUCCCCUUUCGGAAUUACCAGAGCAUUUCUGUCAUUCGGAAUUACCCUAAUACACCUUAUUGAAUAAAGAAAACAUUAUAUACUCCCCAAGAUAAUUUAUUGAUUUAAAUAAACAGUUAUAAAAGUUA